AUGACCAAACAGAACAUGGAGUCACAGUCUGCUACAAUCAAGCGUCUUGAGACAACCGUUGGACAACUCUCAGGGACCUUGAACCAGAUGCAACAACAGCAACAACCAGGGAAGCUCCAUGGCCAAGGAUUGCAGCCUCAUCAAGCUCAAGCUGUCACAGUCCUACGGAGUGGAAAAAAGGUGGACAACAAAGUGGAGAUCCCUACUGACGAGCCCCCUAAGGAAACUUGUGAGGAGGAGAUGGUGAAAGAAGUACCCCCACCGAGAGAAGAAGAGCAGCAAGGAGAGCCCUCGGUGAAGCUUCACAAGGCCACCAAGCCUUACAGACCACCGAUCCCGUACCCAGGUCGGUUGAGGAAUGAGAAGCAAGAUCAACAAUUCACCGACUUCUACAACAUGUUGGCAAAGGUGAAUGUCAACUUGCCACUUCUGGACGUGAUUAGAAAUGUCCCGGCCUAUGUGAAGUUCUUUAAGGAGCUGACGUCCAAGAAGAAGAAGUUUGUUGACAACGAGAAGAUUCUUGUGUCCGAGGUUGUCAAUUCCAUCAUGCAACAGCCCUUGCCACCCAAGCAACGAGAUCCAGAUAGAUCAGUUAGGUAUCCUCGUGGGGUCAUUGAGGAUAUUUUAGUUAGAGUGGGUGGUUUAAUCGUGCCUGUCGAUUUUGUUGUGCUUGAAAUAGGAGAAGUUCAUGAGAAUGGCAAGGAACAUACUUUACUGCUAGGAAGACCAUUCAUGGCCACCACUAACACGUUGAUUGAUGUGAAAAAUGGAACAAUAAAAAUGACCGUGUUAGGAGAGUCCGUGUCUUUUUCUGUGCAUCAUAGUCGCGCUUUGCCAUCAUCUUCAUUUACUAAUGAAUGCUCCUAUAUAGAUGCUAUUGACGGCCUCGCCGAGAUGGUUUAUGUGCAGGAACAAGAGAUAGUGGAGGUCUUUGCAGGAUCGGCGGAUAUGGAGGAGUUUGCUCGGGAAGCCGAGGAAAGAGAGAGAGAACGAAGAGACAAACUCCCCAUUGAUGAGCCUGUGGUGCUUGAAGAUGCCACGAAGUGCAAAAAGCCCAAAUUGGAACUCAAGGAGCUCACUCAUGAUAAGAAGAAGCCCGUGAUAAUAUCCGUCGAGCUCACUCAUGAGCAAGAAAUGGCAUUGAUGGAGGUGCUAAGGAGCAACAAACUGGCAUUUGGGUGGGGCCUUGCCGACAUUAGUGGCAUUAGCCCAGCCACGUGCAUGCAUCGGAUUCAUCUCGAGGAGGGAGCAACACCUAAGAGGGAUGGCCAACGAAGACUAAACCCCAUCCUCAUGGAGGUAGUACGCAAGGAGAUACUCAAACUAUUGGCGGAAGGGAUCAUUUACCCUAUCGCCGAUAGUUAUUACCAAAUAGCAAUCGCGCCGGAGGACCAGGACAAGACGGCGUUCACCACCCCAUUUGAGAGUGGGCUAACUCUUAGUUGGGAAAAGAGUCACUUCAUGGUGACUAGUGGCAUUGUUCUUGGCCACGUUGUGUCAAAAGAUGGUAUAGAGGUUGAUAGGGCUAAGGUGGAGGUGAUUGAAAAAUUACCCCCGCCAAUUGAUGUGAAAGGAAUAAGGAGUUUCCUAGGUCAUGCCGGGUUUUACCGGCGUUUCAUUAAGGAUUUCUCUAAGAUUACCCAACCUUUAUGUCGUCUGCUUGCUCAAGAUGUGAAUUUUGAUUUUGAUGAAACUUGCAUGCAUGCUUUUGAAUUGCUGAAGCUUAAGUUGAGCACUGCACCUGUUGUUGUUGCACCCAAUUGGUCAUUGCCUUUUGAGAUUAUGUGUGAUGCAUCAAACUCCGCUGUGGGAGCCGUUCUUGGUCAACGUGUUGAUAAAAUGUUGCGUGUAAUUUACUAUGCUAACUUGACUUUGAAUAGUGCACAAGUGAAUUACACCACCACUGAAAAAGAGUUGCUUGCUGUGGUUUUUGCUUUAGACAAGUUUCGGGCUUAUAUCAUCGGGUCUAAAGUAAUCGUCCAUACUGAUCAUGCGGCUCUAAGAUAUUUGUUGACUAAGUCCCAAGCCAAGCCACGUCUUAUCCGUUGGAUUUUAUUAUUGCAAGAGUUCGAUCUUGAGAUUAAGGAUAGGAAGGGGAGUGAAAACUCCGUUGCCGAUCACUUAUCUAGACUUGAGCAGAAUGUGGUUGAAUCGAGUCAAGAUGUCAUACAUGAGUCCUUCCCGUUUGAACAUACAUAUGAAAUUGCCUCUGUGCCUUGGCAAUAUUAUUGGGAAGACCCUUACCUCUUCAAGUUGGGAAAGGACGAGGUGAUUCGGAGAUGCAUCCCGGAUGUGGAGCAACAACAAGUGUUGAAGCUUUGUCAUGAUGCCCAUUGUGGUGGGCAUUUUGGUGGACAAAAGACGGCUCACAAGGUCCUCCAAUCCGGUUUGUUUUGGCCAACUCUUUUCAAAGAUGCUCAUACUUUUUAUCUUGCUUGUGAUCGGUGCCAAAGAGUUGGGAACAUUGGGCGCAAUAAUGAAAUGCCCCUCACGAGCAUUCUUGUUGUUGAGAUUUUUGAUUUGUGGGGCAUAGAUUUCAUGGGCCCCUUCCCUAUGUCUUACGGUUUUGAGUAUAUUUUGCUAGCCGUUGAUUAUGUGUCCAAGUGGGUUGAGGCCAUCCCCACGAGGACAUGCGAUGCUAAUGUGGUCUUGAAGUUUGUGCAGGAAAACAUAUUGUGUAUGUUUGGAUUCCCCAAGGCUAUUAUCAGUGAUGGAGGCAAACACUUCUGCAACAAGCUUUUUGACAAGCUUAUGAGGAAAAACGGCAUUACUCACAAGGUUGCCACACCCUAUCAUCCUCAAACCUCGGGGUAA
Molecule: messenger RNA, 2814 nt
Organism: Salvia miltiorrhiza (redroot sage)
Lineage: Eukaryota; Viridiplantae; Streptophyta; Magnoliopsida; Lamiales; Lamiaceae
Exons: 5
Coding region: 1-2814 (937 amino acids)
Biological process (GO): DNA integration
Molecular function (GO): RNA-DNA hybrid ribonuclease activity; nucleic acid binding
Source: RefSeq, a predicted model, not a curated record